AGUAAACCUCUUUCUCUUAUCAAAGAGCAUCUGAAAAACAAAAGGGAACAAACCUAUUAAAACUCACUGAACCAUGACUUUACAGCUUAAAACCAAAGCUCGACACUUUAACCUGCACUGUUCUGUAGGCCUUACGGACUGGGACAUGGACAAGGAGCUGAAACUGGCAACAACCACAGACCAGUUUUACCAUGAUGACAAACUGAAUGAUCAAUACGUGGUCCAGAGGCCAUCGGUAAGAGCCUCAAGAAGAAAAGAUGAAUUCAUUUGGUACGAUAAAACGUCAGACACCUUUGUAAAGCCAAACCUGUGGCUGUUAGUGAAUCCCAAUAUUGCCUGCCCGAUCCAGUUUGCAGAAGCUGCAGCAGAUGUGCAGACGCUUUGCAAACCUGCUAAACAAAUCCAAACACCCCUCCUGGACCCUGCGAAGACCCAACAUCAACUUAGCACAGAGGAUGCUCCCUUCAAGGAGGAACUGCCUCACUCAGUUUCCUCCUCCACUGAGUAUAUGAUCAAGAAUGAAGACGUCUCCUGUCGACCAGCCAAGAACAGACGGAAGGGAAGGACCAUGAAGGCCAGGGACAGUAAGACUCUGAAGCCAGGAUGCUGGCCUCGUCCACCAGUGAAUUACUGCAUUCUCAUCGCCUUGGCGCUCAAGAGUAGCCAUACUGGGAGCCUCAAAGUCCAGCAGAUUUACCACUUCACCAGAGAGCACUUCCCCUUCUUUCAAACGGCUCCAGAGGGUUGGAAGAACACCAUCCGACACAACCUGUGCUUCAACAACAGCUUCCGCAAAACUUGCAACCAGCUGUUAAAAGAUGGCAAGAGAAAGUCGUGUUUUUGGCACCUGACUCUGGACGGCCAACGCCGGCUAAAGGAUGAGAUCUGCACUUUGACAGAAGAAUCCUUCAAGCAGCUGGAGAGGAGCAUGUCCAACCCAGAUGUUAUUCGGAGUUUACUCGCACUGUGAUUGCAGUUACUAAAGGUAUCUGUUAAACUAUAUGCAUAGUUUUUUUUUUUUUUUUUUU
Molecule: messenger RNA, 1028 nt
Organism: Micropterus salmoides (largemouth bass)
Lineage: Eukaryota; Metazoa; Chordata; Actinopteri; Centrarchiformes; Centrarchidae
Gene: foxr1
Product: forkhead box R1
Exons: 7
Coding region: 74-970 (298 amino acids)
Biological process (GO): regulation of DNA-templated transcription
Cellular component (GO): nucleus
Molecular function (GO): sequence-specific double-stranded DNA binding; DNA-binding transcription factor activity
Source: RefSeq, a predicted model, not a curated record